Molecule: messenger RNA, 480 nt
Organism: Arabidopsis lyrata subsp. lyrata
Lineage: Eukaryota; Viridiplantae; Streptophyta; Magnoliopsida; Brassicales; Brassicaceae
Exons: 2
Coding region: 1-480 (159 amino acids)
Source: RefSeq, a predicted model, not a curated record
AUGGAGGAUUUAAAGUACAAAGGAAAUCCAUUUAGUUGGGUUGGGAAACGUCAGAAAGAAACAAUAGAAGCGUGUCUGGAUAGAGUGUUUAUCAACUCUGAUUGGCAGUCUAUGUACCCGGCUUCGGAAUCAGAAUUCUUACAGCUUGCUGGUUCAGAUCACGUUCCGGUCAUUAUUGACAUUGAGGAGGAUUUUCAAAUCAAACGUGGUCAAUUCCGGUAUGACAAAAGGUAUUCUCGCUGUGAUGAGUUCGUGAAAUCUGUGAAACAAGGAUGGCAUCGGGGAACUACUGACAGCAUGGGUGGAAUUCAAAACAAGCUUAAAUCGUGUCGCCGUGAAUUAGCCUUGUGGAAAAGACGCAACAGGAGAGAAAUCAUUCAACUCCUACCUACAAGAUUCAUGGUCUUAGAAGAGACCUCAAUCAAGCUUAUAGAGACGAGGAACAGUUUUGGAAGACAAAGAGCAGAAAUAAAUGGAUGA